Molecule: messenger RNA, 1467 nt
Organism: Syzygium oleosum
Lineage: Eukaryota; Viridiplantae; Streptophyta; Magnoliopsida; Myrtales; Myrtaceae
Exons: 1
Coding region: 1-1467 (488 amino acids)
Molecular function (GO): zinc ion binding; nucleic acid binding
Source: RefSeq, a predicted model, not a curated record
AUGCCGCCAAGACAAGCUAGACGUCGUGGAGGCAGAACCAUCCCACUGAAUGAAGUGCAUACGCUCGCUGACAAUUUGCAACAACAUAUGCAACAACAAAUUGAUGAGUUGACGCGGGAAUUUGAGCGUCUGAGGGCGGAAAGAAACAAUUCACCACCUCGUUCCAGGACCAAAGAUUCCAAUGGUGACUCUUCAUCUUCGGAGAAUGUUCAACCAUUUCGCAAUCGGAGGAAUGUUCGACGUCACGAGCAAAACAUUCGUGAACCGGAGUGGGAAAAAGAAGUUAAAACGGAUAUCCUGGAAUUCUCAGGUAAUGAUUCUCCUGAAGAAAUUGUUGACUGGCUAACACUUGUUAAUGAAGUGUUUGAGCAUCGAAAUGUUCCGGAGGAUCAUCGAGUCAGAAUCAUCGCUAUGCGAUUCAAAGGUAAAGCCAUCGCUUGGUGGAGGCGUGAGAAGCAAACUCGCCAAUCCGUUGGCAAAGCGCCAAUUACCUCGUGGAGGAAGAUGGAAGACAAGAUCCGAAAGUAUUUCCUACCUAAGGGAUACAAGAGAGAGCUCUAUCAACGGUACCAAAAUCUGAGACAAGGUACGCGAACGGUGGACCAAUACACCAACGAAUUCAAUGAGUUGGUGAUUCGCAACAACAUUCAAGAUCCAAAGGAAAUGCUUGUGAGCAAGUACUUGAAUGGCCUUCAACUUCAUAUUCAAGAUGCCCCGGAAGUCCUUGACAUUUGGGACUUAGGAGAUGCACACCAACGAGCACUCAAGGUGGAGCGUUCUCGCUCAAGGAGGCAACAAUCCUCUAUCAUGACCAAUCGACCCGCUAGGAGUACCCCCGGCACCACCAAAGUUGCUAAGGCUACGACGCAAACCACUAGUAAGUUUCCUAAUCAGCCCAACAUUUUGAAGCAACCAACUACGUCCGAUAUUCGUUGCUAUACUUGUGGUGAGUUGGGUCAUCGUGCUAGCAAUUGCCAAAAGAACAAGAAUCGACAAGCCGGCAAAGCCUUCUUAGUGGAUAACGAUUCUGAUGAGGAUGUGGAGGAUCCGCUCGAAGAAGAGGUGAAUGAUGUCGAAGAGUCCGCAGGUGACGAGCAAAUAGUGCAUGUUGAUUCUGGUGAAUUUCUGAUGGUGAGAAAAAUCUUUCUAGUUCCUCGUGAUGAGACCAGAGAUAGGUGGCUGCGCACCAACAUUUUCCAUUCCGCUUGCACGAUUAAGGGGAAGGUAUGUCAAUUGAUUAUUGACUCUGGAUGCUGUGAGAAUAUAAUUUCUGAAAUGGCAGCGAACAAACUAAAGUUGGAGUUAAAGGCGCACCCCACACCUUACAAGAUGCCGUGGCUAUCAAAAGGCACCGAGAUAACCGUUUCCAAACGCUGCCUUGUUAAUCUAUCCAUUGGUUCUGUUUAUUUCGACAAGAUAUGGUGCGAUGUUCUACCGAUGGAUGCUAGUCAUGUUAUUCUUGGGUGA